This is a messenger RNA of Maylandia zebra (zebra mbuna), 4542 nucleotides long. It is a transcript of the gene tlcd3a, whose product is annotated as TLC domain containing 3A. The record is from RefSeq and is a predicted model, not a curated record. Gene Ontology annotation, biological process: lipid homeostasis. Gene Ontology annotation, cellular component: membrane; endoplasmic reticulum. NCBI's taxonomy places the organism in Eukaryota, Metazoa, Chordata, Actinopteri, Cichliformes, Cichlidae.
CACUGGUGCUGCUGCUGCUGCUGCUGAGCCUUGGCGGAGUAUGUGUGAGUGUGUGAGUAUGUGCGAGUGUGUGCUGAUGGUGGACUGUUCCCGGUGAAAGACGCCGAACCCGGCCGCGUGAAAAAUGCCUCACAGCCGCGUGUAAACGGUCGAAGCUCGCGGAGGGGGAGAGAGAGUCAGGUGUCCCGGCGGCUAGAGAGGAAAAUAUGAGCAGGAUGUUGCAAGUUUUAGCGUGUGGCGCCGUAGUUUUCCCCGGUCUCUUCUUCGCCUUCAGGAAGAUCUUACCGUGUGUGUUCAAACACUGGAGCGAUGCCGACGUGGUACUGGUCAGCGAGAGGCUGGUGUCCUCUAUCCAUGCUGCCAUGGCAACCACAGCAGGAGCUGUUGUCGUGUCAUCGUGCUGCGGCAACGUCAUUAAUGACAGGCACUGGCUGGCCACCUACUUUGUCAUCUGGUACGGUGUCCCCUACAUGACGUACGACAUCUUUGCCAUGUACCUCAGUCACUACUACCGCUUCCACAUCAAAGGGCAUGAGGACUACAAGCGGCAUUCACUGAGGACCAUAAACUCCUUUGUCCGUAAGGAGUUCCUGCUGGUCCUGCAUCACAUCGCUCUGCUCACCAUCCUGCUGCCUGUCACACUGUUCUUCAGAAAGGACCAGGGGGAUUUCUUCAUCGGCUGCUUGUUUCUAACAGAGCUCAGCACGCCCUUCGUGUCCCUGGGGAAGAUACUUAUUCAGCUCAGCCUCCAGGACUCCUGGCUGCACAAGCUCAAUGGCGGGAUGGUCCUCUUCACCUUCUUCAUGUGCCGCAUCGCCCUCUUCCCGUUCAUGUACUGGAUGUACGGCCGUCACUACAGCAUCCCUCUCUACAGCGUGCCCUUCCACCUGCCGCUGUCUGCCAACCUGGGCAACUCGUGCAUCUUGGCGCCGCAGGUCUACUGGUUCGUCCUGCUGUGCCGAAAGGGCUACCGUCUUUACCAGCGCAGCCGCAGCCCAGCCUCGUCUCCCACGGCCGACACCGCCGCUGUCACUGACAGUUCAAAAGAUGAUUGAUACACGGACCACGACCGCUUGCUCUAGCCACACACUCAGCUACUAACGCUCAGCCCAACCAUCGUACUGUAGUACACCAGGACUGCCUGCUCUCGUUCCACAACUCCCGGGCAUUUUCCGCACACUUCAACCAACUCCUCUGCCUACGUGGACCUCUCCACCUCCAAUCUAACUCUACUACUGAAGUUUAGUGAUUUAAAUUUUUUUGGGAUGUGACUCUGACCUGGAUCUCGCUGAAGUGCUUCACUGUGUCUGAAUACAUUUACAGCACUGAAAAAAGAAGGAAAAAAAAAAGAUCAUGUUUGCUGCACUGCAAGUGAAAUGUGGAGCAAACGUACCAGAAACUAAAGAGGAGAUACGAUCCUUACUCCUACUGUUUACAGCUGCUGAUUGGAAAGUCCUGUUACAGUGUAUGUUUGUGGGUGUUAUGGCUGGUUUUCAUUUAAGAGUAACAUGUCAGAUAGUUAGAUUUCUUUUCAGAUCAUUUUAUUUGUCACGCUGGUGACAAGGAUUGGGGCCUGUGGUGGGCGGCAUGGAAGUUCAGGCAGUGUUAGCAGAGAUAGGAAAUGAGGAAUACGCGUCACCAAGCAGUUACAUCGUUACCUGGUUAAUGUGAUAGCCUCUGACUUUUCACCAGUUUCUCAUAGUGCACGCAAUUACCUACACUCUUAUUUUCAUCAGUGUUUCCACCCUUCAUUUUCAGGUUUAUAGUUUUCCAUUAUCUGUAGGGAACUAUUUUUGACACCAUGAUUGAUUAAGAAAUGGCCUCUCUCACACAGGGUUUUUUUUUUUUUUUUUUUUUUUUUUAAAAGAAAACAGUAAUAUUGUAAUGUCUUGCCCUGAAAUAAUUUUUUCUUAGGUGUGAAGUUCAGCUCCUAGGCAGAUAAAAUGUAAAAAAAAAUCAUACCUGGUUUAAAUUUGGUCGAGGUCAUCUUCUCAUGGAGUUUUUCCUAAAUUUAAAUUCUGGAUACUUCUACUUGUUCCUCCUCGAUGUGUGGUGGCUCUCCUGCAGUGGAUCCAAACUGUAACUGCUUAACUUUUGUUUUGUAUUCUCAGUUAAAAUGGGGAGCAUCGACCACAUAAGUGACGCCAGCACUAAAGUACCACACCGUCUUUAAUUGGCCACCAGGAGACGACUUUUCUGGGUGCAGAAAGACUUGGAGGGAGGGAUUAGCCCUCACCUCACUUUCUCUUCGACCGCAAUGCUUUCCUGACGACUUUAUGGGCUCAAGCGCUAGUUUCAGGGUCAAAUUUUAUAGUCAAUCUAAGGGCCUGAAAGAAGGAUUAUCCAGGAUGUGAUCACUUGCUCCGCCGCUCUCUCAUCACAUCUGGUUUUAAAAUACCAAGAUUGCGACAGCAGGAGCUCUCAGCUUGUAGCUUGAUAAUUUUGUGACGCGAGGGUUGGCUGUGGGGGGUGAAAAGGGGUAGACGGGAGAGGAAGUAAAACAGGAAAUAACCAAAUGAGAGGUAAACAAGAACUUUAAAAAAAAUGGGUUCAAACUAAGGAUCCUUUUGGGACAUUUUUCCCUUGUUGCUACACAUCCUGCUCUUCUCACCAGUUAUGAUUCUUGACACAAAAGUUGGAUCAAUUCAAAAGAAAACCUGACGUUUGUUCACCUUGAGGUUGACGGUAAGGUGUGAGUGGACAGGAAAGGACUUCCAGUGAGUGAUUAAAAAAAAAAAAAAUAGAAACAAGCCCCAACCGAGGUGAACAGUAAGAUUAGACCAGUGAACUUUAUGCCAGGUAUGGUUUCUUUGGGGGGUGGGGGCUUCUGUUCAAUGCUUCUGUUUUUUGCCUCUAAACGUCACUCAGUCCAGUCUGAUGGCGUGAUGUGGAAGGUACCAUGAGGCCCGGUGAAGGUCAAGCGGCUCCCAGCUGAACUCAGGGGCAAGGUCAGAGUGAUAAAUGGAGGGGUGUGGCUCAUCGGGCCAAACAAACCACAAAUAAUCAAACAAAUACUUCAGAUUAUUUAUAUGCACUUGUGUAUCAGGGGUUGCACUCAUCACAUAGGGGUUUUUAGAGUUACAUUAACUAUCACUUAAAUUAAAUAUAUAUCUUGACUAGAAUAGAGAGGAUCAUUUUAUUGUGCAAAAUUCCAGUUAUUAUGAAAGAAAUGAAACUUCUUACGAAUUAAUCAAAUCAGAAAACAAAGAAUUCUGCGUAUUAUGCAUUAAAUGUCCUUUUUUUGUUUCCUGUAAAUUCAGUCUAUGCAAAACAAAUGUUGGUGCAUGUAUAACUGAACUAACAUCAGGUCAUAUCAAGCUCACCCAUCCCUCAUAUGAUGUGCUCUUUGCACAGUUUUCUAGGAAUCUGUGUUUAUCUCUGCUCUACAUUUCAGUCUUAUUACUGAGUCUUAGUUUUAAUUUUUUUAUUUAUUUAUAAUUGCGUAACGAUUAAAAAUAACUUCAUAUUCAUUGUUAGUUUGUUUUAGUGCACAUGGACACAUUAGAGCUGAAUCAAAACUCACUAAAAAUCCAUUUAAAUGGAACGUCGCGCAGCUUACAGCUAACAGGCAUGAAGCAAACCGCCUUAUGUUAAUCCAGAGUUUUUGUGUCUUUGCUUAAAAAUCUAAAUUGUUGUCUCCCUCUUUUUGGCAGCUUCCGCCAAGCUGUUGUAUAAAUGAUAAAACAUAAUGUAACAGUAGUACAAGUUGGAGCACAGAAAGCUUCUGAACUCUUUUGCCCAGAUUAUUGAUGGGAUCAAAGUGACUGCUCGUGUUAGAAACACAUUCUGCAUGACAGCUCAAAUAUUUUCCCUCUGUGAGUCUGAUCAUCACAACUUGUUGUGAAGGGGGGAGUUAAAGAAGAAGCCUGUUAGCUGAGCAGCAGUUUGGGUAAGAGGAGGCGAGCCGGGCAGCUGAAUGAUGGGCUUGUUUGUCGAGGUUGGCUGGAGUGCGUCAGGGUGCUUUUGUUACUGCAAACAUUCCUCGCUCUUUGUGUUGCUUUUCUGCAUCUUUCAGCUGAAUUUCUCCCACUUUCUCUUUUGAUGAUUCUAAUAGUAUUAAAGGAAUUACGAUAUCAGUUUAUCAGCUGUUUUUUUUUUUUUUUUUUUUUUUACAUACAUGUAGAGGGUUUAAACAUUCUCCAAAUCCCCAAAAAAUCAGAUCCAUCCCCAGUUAAGGCAGUGAGUCUGGGCUACCUUAACUCUAUGCAAGUAAAACCACGCUUCUCAGCAUGUAUUUACACACAAGGUGUUUAUAUUCAUGCUAAAGACAGAACUACAGUUCAGAAUUGUGAAUGUUUUUAUCCCAGAUUCAGGUUUCAGAACUUUACAACUCUCACGCACAAAAAAAUGGAGUGCAUCUAGUCUCUUACACUGCAAGGAGGUGUUAAUAAUAGGACGUUGUUGUUUCAGCACCCUACACUGAAGAAGACGCGUCUCAGUGGACUAUCUUCUUCCCCACUUAAAUGUCCUCAGUGUCUGGUCUGCUUCUGGGAUGACCUCUGAGAUUGAGAUUAAUAAACUGGGCUUGAGUCUAACAGCUGG